Messenger RNA from Manduca sexta (tobacco hornworm), 718 nucleotides. It is a transcript of the gene CPR130, whose product is annotated as cuticle protein 21. Gene Ontology annotation, cellular component: extracellular matrix. The transcript is spliced from 4 exons. The record is from RefSeq and is a predicted model, not a curated record. Bases 122 to 637 code for a protein of 171 amino acids. NCBI's taxonomy places the organism in Eukaryota, Metazoa, Arthropoda, Insecta, Lepidoptera, Sphingidae.
GGAGACAAGUUCACGAUUGCACGUAUUCUUUGUGGGCCGCUAUAAAAUCACAACACCUGUGGCACAGGCAUCAGUCCAGUCGGGAACAUAGACGCUGACCACUCGACGUUCUCUUACCAAAAUGGCAUCCGUAUACAAGACCUUGAUAUUAAUUGCAUCAGCGUCGGCUGUCCUGGCUGGUAAAGCGCCUGGCGGCUACUCAUACAACAGAUUCAGCGGGCCAGUUAGUGGGAAAAUCAUUGAAGUCCAGGUUCCUGCGGCAGAAGGUAUUCCAGCACAACAGCAUGCCGAUUACGGAUACGAUCACAAUAGCGGCAAAAUUCAUCCUGACACCGCUAAAUAUGCGCAUUUGAAAACAGUGGACUAUGUGGCUAAGCCGGACUACACGUACGCUUAUGGUGUAGAGGAUCCUCACACUGGUAACCUGCAGAAUCACAAGGAGCAACGUGAUGGCGAUGUAGUUCACGGAGAAUAUUCGCUGGUAGAGCCUGAUGGCUCCUUGCGUUUAGUUCGAUAUACUGCUGAUCCUAAAAAUGGUUUUCAGGCGACCGUACACAAAAAAGCCGCGGGUCAAGCGCAACACCCAGUUCAUUAUGGUCAUCAAAAGCAAGAAAACGAAGAAUCCAGGGAGUACUAGUCUUGUCAAAUGUUUUUAAGAGUUGAUAUUUGUUGAAUUAUUUAUUAUGUUUUUACGUUAAUAAAACAAGUCACUCAAUAA